AUGCGGUCACAAGCUGCAAAACCUUUACCGAAGAAGGGAGCUUUAGGAAAGACAUCUUUUAAAGCAAGUUCGGCUGCUAAAGAAGUCAAGAAAAAGGGAGUUUCGCCCAAAAAAGCUAAACCACCUCAAAAGUCUGCAUUAAAAGGUUCUAAGAAAAAAACUAGCGAUGAUGCAACAUGCAAUAAAAAUGAAGGCGAAUGUCCUGUUAAAGACAAAAAUGACUCAUCAACACCAGACGCAACAAAAAUCGAAUCUACUAAACCAAAUACAUCUAGAGAGGAUCCUCCUACAAAAAAAUCUAAAAAAGAUCGCAAAGAGACCAAAGAAAAGGCUAAAGUAUUGACUAAAAAAAUUGUUGCGAAAAAGUCGAUAAAAUUAACGAAAAAAAAUAAAUCAACCCAAAAAUUAAAGAAAGAAGAUAAUGAUGACAUAAAGUACAAAAUAAAUUUAGAAGCAGUUAAGAAAGUUGCUACAAAAAUACCUAAAGCAGCAGUAAAAUCUAAUGUAAAAAGAGGAAAUUUAGCAAAUCAAAAGAAAAAUGUUUCUAAUACAAUUAAAGAAACAGAACAAAUGAAAAAAGAUAAAAUGUUUGUAGAAGAAGGAAAAAAUAAAGACAAUAUAGAAAGUCAACAUGGUGUUGACAAAUCUGAAAAUAAAGACGGAAAAAGUUGUGAGUUACAAUCUGAAAUUAUAAUUGACCGAAAAAUAGAAGCAGCACAUUGUGAAAAAUCAGAAAUUAACAUCGUUAAAGCUUGUCAACAAAAUUCUUUAGAUGUAAACCUUCAGGCAGAAACACCAAAAGCUGAAAAUGAACGACCACCUAAAUUUUUUACUUCAAGUAGAUCUCCAAGAACCGUUGAUAUUGAUGUAAAAUGUUGUAAAAAUUCAAAAGGCAAUUUGAGCGUCUCCGAGAGAUUUUUGUCUCUAAAAUCUGAUGAUAACAAUAAGGAGAAAAAUUCUUCUAAUAAUCUUGUUUCUCAAGGCCCUGAAAUAGAUGUUUACACUUUUACAGAAAAAGUCGACUCGCCAAAGAGUAUCCUUUCAGAUUUUAGAACUCCUACAAAUAAAAGUGUAGGACGAGUAAGACCAAUAGCUAGGGUAAAAGGCACUGUUAUUGAUAAAAAAGCAGAUACUGAACGAAAAAAAUAUUCCCCUCAUCGACCUAUUGAAGAAGUUGUUAAACAACUGAAGGCUAAUAAGCGAUCAGAAGAUGUCAAUACAGGUCAAAAUAGUACCAAUUACGUGACUUCCGGCUUAGACUUUGGGGCAUUUACUGAAGGAAAUGAAGUUGACGAUAAGCCACCAAUAGUAAGUAAAUCAUAUAAAAUGGUUGCACGAAAAUCUAGCAUUACUGGAAAGCCUUUUAGUCCUAUUAAAUUCCUUGAUCAAGAAUCUUCUCCUAAAACUGAAGAUAAACCUGGAACUAAAUCGAGUAAUGUCAAGAAAAAUACUAACAAAAAGAAACAGCAAAAGAAAAAUUGCUUAUCUGAUGAAGAAAUCAAUACGUCGACCUUUUCUCUUAAUACUAGUGUGAACUAUACGUCUUCAGAAGACAGUGUAAGUGAAUCAAAUGACGAUAACGAUAGUAAAGAGUCUUCAGAAUCAGAUUCUUCCAAAUCUAAGAAGGUAAAGAAUAAAAAAUAUAAAAGAAUUACUGAUGGGGCAAAAAAAUCGACUUCAAAGGAGUUAAAAGAGCUUUCAAAAGAUUCUUUAAUUGACUUAAAAGAUACAUCAGCCUUAUUAGGUAACGAGAAACCCAGUAAAAGACGACUAAAGCUGCUGUCCAUGUGGAAUGGUCCUAAAAAGCAUAGAAUGGCUUCCUUGAAUGCUUUAGCAAAAGUGCACUGUUUAUAUGAAAAUGAAAGUAGAACUCACAUGGAAUUAGGUCUAAUGAAAACUGUUGAUAGGCCAGUAAUACCCAGCACAUCAAAAGCUUCAACGCCUAAAAAGAAAGAAAAUAAAUCUAGGGAAGCCGAAAAACAGGAUAGUAGCAGUACAUCAGAAUCAGAAUAUGAAAAUAAGAAUGAGAAAGAAAAAGAAAGUUCUGAAAGCUCUGAUGAUAACCCUCCUCAAAGAACUUUACGUGGCGUACCAGGGAUAAGAAGUGCUGGUAAAUAUUGGGAUCCAAAAUCAUCAACUUCAUCUAGCGAAGAUAGUGAACUUGAGUCUCGGACAAAAAAUACUACGCCGGAUAAAAAGAAAAUCGCAACAAAGUCUUCAUCUACAGCAAAAUUAGACUCUGAUAAACCACCGCCUAAAAUGAAGAAAACGUCCGGAGUACCGGUAAAGAAAAAACGCAAUAGAAAUGAGGUUGUUAUGGACUUAAAAGAUAUGGUAGUUCAAAAGCGAAUGGCUAGUCUGAAUGCUACUGCUAUUUUAGCAGCGAGUUAUGAAAAACGUUCUCCAAAAUCAAAUAAGGAUGAUACAACAUCAGAUUCGUGUAGUGAUGAGUCUUUUUCUCAAAAGCCAAAAAACGUAAUAAGUUCCGGCGUAAAGUCGGAAUUAAAAACUGAAGAUACUAAAAAAGAAAGCGAUGAAUCUGCAAUAGCCGACAGGAAACAAAAAGUGGAGGUUAUCGUAAAUCAGGAUACAGAUGUUACGAUUACGGGGGUGUAUUCCACGCACCAUCAUGAAGGUUUUUGUACCGUCUCAGGAAUGCAAUAUCGCAUCUCAUCGACUAGCCAUACUCAAACUACAGCAACGGCUAAUUGUGAUAAGGAGGGUUGUUCUCGAGAGGAGGGAUCUCGUUACACGCCUCUCUCUGCAUUAUCGUCAAUGCAGCCUCCCGCAGAACAUGCACACACACAUCCACAUCCAGUGCCAGAACUGGGUGGCCUGGCCCGUCGGGCAGCGGGCUGUUCCAGUGCGUUCUCCGCUCCCUCACCAGCCGCACAUCAUGAUCCAGCCACGGCGGCCAAUAUCAUUGAGACUAGCCAACUGCGCAGGAGAUAUUAUAGUGCACAAGUGUACGCGCAGACACAACGUGCACUCUCUAUUCCUGUCACUCUUAUACUC
Brenthis ino (lesser marbled fritillary) is the source of this 3015-nucleotide messenger RNA. The record is from the annotation of a GenBank genome assembly. NCBI's taxonomy places the organism in Eukaryota, Metazoa, Arthropoda, Insecta, Lepidoptera, Nymphalidae.